ACAUGUGAGGUGUCCUAUCAAUUCGCGGCGGAUCACAACCUUUGGAUCCUAAUCAAACGGCGAUGUUUUUAAAAACUAUUACAUAGCCACGAUUUCAGUUAGUUAGCGUUACGACAUCGGUGAUCAAUCAGGCGCCCAAGCUGGCGAAUUCCUAACAAAUUAUCGUUUACUUUUUAAGUAGACUCUGUGCUGUGAUAUGACGCUACUCGCCAAAGAAAAUGACCAGGGAAGUUUGCUGAGAAAAAGGGAAAAUAAACUGGAGGAAGCUAAUAAAGAAAUUACAGAAAUAAACGAAAAGACAGAAGAUAACUGUGAUAACCAACUAGAAAAUGAAGAUAUAAAUAAAAACAAACAAUUAGUAAAUAGGAAAUGGUCUCUCUGUAGUUUUACCGAAUUGCCGUCAUGGCUACAAGACAACGAAUAUAUUACGUUUGGCCACCGUCCUCCUAUACCAUGCGUGAAAACAUGUUUCCAAAGUAUAUUCAGGAUACAUGCUGAAACUGGAAAUAUAUGGACGCAUUUGGUGGGCUGUAUUUUAUUUAUAGGUAUUACAGUUUACUUUACCUACUCUCAAUACGUGAAAAUCCCUGACAGCAAAGAAACAUGGGUAUUUUUAGCAUUCUUUGCGGGCGCCAUUUUGUACCUAGGGUUUUCCACAAUUUUCCACACGUUGUACUGCCAUUCGCAGAACGUCAGCAAGCUGUUUUCCAAACUGGACUACUGCGGCAUCUCUCUACUUAUAAUGGGAUCCUUCGUCCCGUGGGUCUACUUCGGAUUCUACUGUCACUUUGUCCCUAAAGUACUGUACUUGGUGAUGGUUUGCACGCUGGGGAUAUCAACCAUGUGCGUGAGCCUAAUAGACAAAUUUUCGACGCCCACAUGGCGGCCAUUCAGAGCGGGCGUCUUUAUGACGUUCGGACUGUCAGCUGUUUUCCCUGCCUUACACUACGGCUUCCAAGAAGGCUGGUUCAACCACAUUUCGCAGAAAAAUCUGGGUUGGCUGGUUUUGAUGGGGGUGCUCUACAUCGCAGGUGCCCUGCUGUACGCGUUACGAGUUCCUGAACGUUGGUACCCCGGGAAAUUCGACUUUUGGUUCCAUUCCCACCAGAUAUUCCACGUUUUUGUGGUGGCAGCGGCUUUAGUGCACUUCCAUGGAGUCACCGAACUUGCCACGCACAGAUUAUCGCUGGGCGCAUGUGAUCCGCCCGGCCUAAUUAAAAUGUGAUACAUUUGUUUUUAGAUGAAUUAAAUAAAG
This is a messenger RNA of Brassicogethes aeneus, 1255 nucleotides long. The record is from the annotation of a GenBank genome assembly. NCBI's taxonomy places the organism in Eukaryota, Metazoa, Arthropoda, Insecta, Coleoptera, Nitidulidae.